CGUUUCUGUCGCUUCAUAUACCCGGCCCCGCCAGCAGCAGCACUGUGUCACUGCGCCCAUCUGCAGGGCAGGCGACAGUCAGACACUAACCGCUGCACUGCUCCCCCGCCCUGCUGCCUCUGACUGACCCGUGGAUGAUGAAUGUAACUGGCAGAGAGGCAGGGACCAGGGUCGGUGUGGUGGGAAGGGAGGGAGAGGAGGAGGGCACAGCGGACGGGAAGAGGAGGAGCGGCCCGGGCUGAGCCCUGUGCUUGUCAUCAGCCGGUGACUGGUGUGUGUGGUAACAAGGAGCGGCUUCCUGCAUACACACACUACAGCACUACACACAUCUCCCUGCGCUGUACUACCAUGGCCGGCUGCAGCCUCAUUCCCUCCCUCUGCCUGCUCAUAGCACUGCAUCUGGCCAGCACGGUAUCGGGCCAACACUGUGUCUGGUAUGGAGAAUGUGGUGAAUCGGAAUCGGGCAAGCGGUACAACUGUGAAUACCUUGGACCCCCAAUACCCUUACCGGAGGAGGGUCAUGAGCUGCUUCAGCAAUUGUGUCCAUCUCUAGACUAUGGCAAUGACAGUUUGUGCUGCGAUGUGCAACAACUCAAUACCUUGAAAAACAACUUACAGCUCCCUUUGCAGUUCCUGUCCAGGUGCCCUUCCUGUUUUUAUAAUUUAAUGACUUUGUUUUGUGAGCUGACCUGCAGCCCUCGCCAGUCAGAGUUUCUAAACGUUACCGCAACCAUCAACUACACCAGCCCAGAGCCGCACAAAGGGAACCAAAGCAUUGUAGCUAUGGAGUAUUUUAUUGGCCAAAGCUUUGCAGAUGCAAUGUACAAUGCCUGCAAAGAUGUUGAAGCCCCAUCAAGUAAUGUCAAAGCUCUGGGCUUGAUGUGUGGGAGAGAGGCCAAAGACUGCAACGCCACUAACUGGAUUCAGUACAUGUUCAACAAAAACAAUGGACAAAUUCCUUUUACCAUAACUCCCAUAUUCUCAGAUCAGUCAUUACCUCCAAUGAUUCCCAUGAACAAUGGCACAAAAGGAUGCAAUGAGUCUGUGGAUGAAGACAGCGCCCCCUGCAGUUGUCAGGACUGCACACUGGUGUGUGGGAACAAACCCGCACCGCCUCCACCCCCGUCACCUUGGCUUAUUUUGGGUUUGGAUGCUAUGGCUGUCAUUAUGUGGAUAGCAUAUGCUGUGUUCCUGCUACUCUUCUCUGCAGCUGUCAUUGGAGCUUGGUGUUACAGGAAAAAGAAUAUUGUUUCAGAAUAUGCUCCAAUUGACAGCACUUUAGCAUAUUCUGUCAAUUCCACUUCUAUAGCAGGUGAUCCAUCAUGCUGUGAUAGAAUUGGGGAGCGGCUUGAGAAUGGUCUGCGAGUGGCUUUCACAAAAUGGGGUUCCUUCUGUGUCCGACACCCCUGGAUUGUUAUCUUCUUCUCUCUUGUUCUUAUUGCUGUGUGUUGCGCUGGGCUAAAGUUUAUGCGGGUAACGACGGACCCUGUGGAACUUUGGUCUGAUCCCCACAGCCAGGCACGCCGAGAGAAGGAUUACUUUGACACACAUUUCGGCCCUUUCUUCCGUACCGAGCAGCUGAUCAUCACUGCACCGUUCAGCAAGGGCGGCACCUAUUCUCCAUAUCCAGCAGGCAAUGAUGUACAUUUUGGUCCACCUUUAACCUUUGACAUUCUGUCUCAGGUCUUAGAAUUGCAAAAUGCCAUUGAAAACAUAACUGCUUCCUACCAAAAUGAGACGGUGAUGCUGAAAGACCUGUGCUUGGCUCCGCUGGCACCAUACAAUAACAACUGCACAAUCCUCAGUGUGCUGAACUACUUCCAGAACAGCUAUGACGUGUUGAAUCAUACUGUGUGGGAUGAAUACGGAUUUGAAGUUGUUGCGGAUUACCACACCCACUUCUUAUACUGUGUACAAUCUCCAGCAUCUCUAAAUGAUACCUCCGCCCUCCACGAUCCGUGCCUAGGUACAUUUGGUGGGCCGAUCUUCCCGUGGCUUGUACUCGGAGGGUAUGAUGGGGAGAACUAUCAUAAUGCCACCGCACUAGUGAUUACUUUCCCCGUGAACAAUUUUCACAAUGACUCACAGAAAGUAAACAAAGCCAAAGCCUGGGAGAAAGAAUUUAUCAGUUUUGUGAAAGGUUACAACAACUCAAAUCUGUCCAUCUCAUUCUCUGCUGAGAGGAGCAUUGAGGAUGAGCUAAACAGGGAAAGUUACAGUGACGUGCGGACUGUCCUGAUCAGCUAUGCGUUAAUGUUUGUUUACAUCUCGCUGGCCUUGGGUAACAUCAGCCAGUGCAGCAGUAUCUUGGUGGACUCUAAGAUCUCGCUGGGCAUCUCUGGAAUCCUGAUUGUGCUGAGUUCGGUUGCCUGCUCUCUGGGUAUCUUCAGCUAUGUCGGUGUGUCACUUAGUCUCAUUGUCAUAGAGGUCAUCCCGUUUUUGGUUCUUGCAGUUGGAGUGGACAAUAUAUAUAUCAUUGUGCAGACACUACAGAGAGAUGAGCGUCUCCAGGGAGAAAAACUUGAUCAGCAGAUUGGCAGAGUCCUGGGCGACGUUGCACCCAGCAUCUUCCUGUCCGCUUUCUCCGAAACCGUGGCCUUUUUCUUAGGGGCACUGUCCAACAUGCCGGCCGUGCGGACCUUCUCCCUCUUUGCUGGGAUGGCCGUCUUUCUCGACUUUGUGCUUCAGAUCACCUUCUUUGUGAGCCUGCUGGGUCUGGAUAUCAAGCGCCAAGAGAAAAAUAGACUGGACAUUCUCUGUUGUGUACCAGGGUGUAAGCGAAGCCGUGAGACUGAAAAACCUAAGAGCUGGCUGUUCCUGUUUUUCAAAAAGAUCUACUCCCCGCUAUUAAUGAAAGACUGGAUGAGACCCGCAGUGGUGUCCAUCUUUGUUGGAAUGCUCUCCUUCAGUAUCGCUGUAGUCAAUAAAGUGGAAAUAGGUUUGGAUCAAACCCUAUCAAUGCCCGAUGACUCUUAUGUGUUGAAGUAUUUUGACUCGCUGAAUAAAUACUUACACAGUGGUCCUCCCAUGUAUUUUGUGGUGGAAGAAGGGCAUGACUACACGACAAUGGAUGGCCAAGAUAUGGUGUGUGGUGGAGCAGGGUGCAGUAACAAUUCACUAGUGCAACAGAUUUACAAUGCAGCACAAAUGGCCAACUACACAAAAAUUGGGUAUGCCCCUUCCUCCUGGCUUGAUGAUUACUUUGAUUGGGUGAAGCCCCAGUCUACAUGUUGCCGAGUGUAUAAUACAACACAACAGUUCUGCAAUGCCUCAGUUGUGGAUCCAUCGUGUGAGCGCUGUCGCCCAUACACUCCAGCAGGGAAACGGAAGCCGGUGGGAGAGGAGUUUAUGAAAUUCCUGCCGAUGUUUCUCACUGAUAACCCGAACCCCCAGUGUGGUAAAGGCGGGCAUGCAGCGUAUAGCUCUGCUGUUGACCUUAUCGACAACAACACUGAAGUGGGAGCCAGUUACUUCAUGACCUACCACACAGUGCUGCAUAACUCCUCAGACUUCAUUGAUGCCUUACGCAAAGCUCGGAUGAUAGCAGAAAAUAUUACGGACAGCAUGGACGUGCACAGCAAGAAUUACAGCAUCUUUGCUUACAGUGUUUUCUAUGUGUUUUACGAGCAGUAUUUAACUAUCGUGGAUGAUACAGUGUUCAACCUUUGCUUGUCACUGGCUGCCAUAUUCUUUGUGGCAGUCAUCCUGCUGGGCUUUGAGAUUUGGUCGGCAAUCCUGAUGUGUGUCACCAUAUCCAUGAUUCUUGUCAACAUGUUUGGAGUCAUGUGGUUGUGGAGCAUCAGCCUAAACGCCGUUUCUCUGGUGAAUUUAGUUAUGUGUUGUGGCAUUUCUGUGGAGUUCUGCAGUCAUGUGACCCGAGCAUUCUCAGUCAGCACAAAAGGAAAUAGAGUACAGCGUGCAAAGGAUGCGUUGGCACAUAUGGGCAGUUCGGUAUUCAGUGGAAUCACCCUGACAAAGUUUGUAGGCAUUGGUGUGUUGGGCUUGUCCAAGUCUCAGAUAUUCAAGGUUUUUUACUUCCGGAUGUAUUUGUCUAUGGUGCUUCUGGGGGCUGCCCACGGUCUAAUAUUUCUACCAGUUCUUCUUAGUUACGUAGGGCCACGGGUGAAUAAAGCUAAAGUACAAGCUGCACAGGAAAGAUUAAGGGGCACAGAACACGAAAGACUUCUAAGCCACUAGCGUGAGUGUGAGCACUAUACAGAAUCCAAUCACUGGACAAGGGAUACAUGGGUGCAUCGGUAGCUACAGGGCACAUGGCAGUGACACGGAUCAUGCUCUGCAGCCAUCCGUCUCAGGAAAGGACUCUUCCAGGACAGCAGUGUUAUAUUAGCAUAUACUUAUGGGGUUUUUCACUUGUAUAUAGACGUUACAUUAAUGUUAGGAAAGAAGCCUGCACUGGAGCUUUUUCUAUUUUCUUUUGCAUACAAUGUUUAAUUUAUAGGGAUACCAGAUAUGUUUUAUAAAUGCAAAACCAAUGCAAACUAUCCAGCUCCUUUAUUUCUGAUGAAAUCAUAUGUUUAACAGAGGCAAAUACUAUAUUUUAGAAACUAAUUUACUAAACGUUGACUUUUUUACAAAUGAGAAAAUAUAUGCAAGAUGAAGAAACAAAGGAUCUUACAUCGUUUUAUAAGCAGAAGGCGCAUGGACUUUAUUAUUACAGUAAUAAAUAAACUUUAUACAGAUUUGUUUAUAUGUCGGCUAGAAAGCUACGAUCUUCAGCAGAGACUGUUCCCCGAAGAGCUGCUUGAAGAAGAGCACGUGUUCCUCGCAGUGUUCUCCUGCAGGGAAUAAGAGUGACCAUUACUCAGAUCCUGUCUGAGACAUCUCUCACCCAUCACCAGUGUUUUUUUU
Molecule: messenger RNA, 4869 nt
Organism: Pseudophryne corroboree (corroboree frog)
Lineage: Eukaryota; Metazoa; Chordata; Amphibia; Anura; Myobatrachidae
Gene: NPC1
Product: NPC intracellular cholesterol transporter 1
Exons: 25
Coding region: 349-4197 (1282 amino acids)
Biological process (GO): intestinal cholesterol absorption; cholesterol homeostasis
Cellular component (GO): plasma membrane
Molecular function (GO): cholesterol binding; lipid carrier activity
Source: RefSeq, a predicted model, not a curated record